AUGGCAAAUCAACGAGAGAAACAACUGCAUCGCGCGCGCCUGGUCGCCAGCGUCGCAGCUACCGUCAUCUCUCUGGCGUGCGGUACCAACUACGUUUACUCAGCAUGGGCGCCUCAAUUCGCUGAGCGACUGAAGCUUUCCUCGACCGAAACAAACGUUAUUGGCCUUUCCGCCAACUUAGGAAUGUAUUCGUUGGGCGUUCCCGUCGGCAUACUCGUUGACCACAAAGGCCCUCGCCUUGCAGUUAUCCUCGGCUCCGUCUUGCUCGCUCUUGGAUACUUCCCAUUCCAUAUCGCUUACGAUCGCGCCGCUGCUCCGGUGCCGCUCCUCUGUUUCUUUUCAUAUCUGACUGGCCUCGGUGGAUGUCUGGCCUUUGCAGCGGCCGUGAAGACAUCUGCUUUGAACUGGCCGCAUCACCGGGGCACCGCAACGGCAUUUCCUCUGGCAGCUUUUGGCUUGAGUGCCUUUUUUUUCUCGACCUUUGGAACAAUCUUUUUCCCAGGAAACACAAGUGCCUUUCUGGCUCUGCUCUCUUUUGGAACCUGCGGGCUGACUUUCCUCGGCUUCUUUUUCUUGCGUGUCUGGCCCCAUGCCAAUUAUCACAGCGUGCCCACCGGUGAUGUCCUAUCUGGCUCGCAGCAGCUUCGUCGUACGUCCUCGGAAGAGGCCAGACCCAAUCGCCCAGGUCAUGGACACAGCGCCUCCCUGAUUGAACCUGGUACGUCGCUUAAAGUUGCCAAUACUACUACUGCCACCACCCACUAUGAGCCGGUCCAGCCAGAACACGAACCGUCUGCGCCGUCUCUCGAGGCUGAUGAGGCGCAAAUCGAAGACAUCGAUGCCGAUGAUUAUGAGCCCAACGAGACGUCCUCGCUGGUGUCGAGCACCUCCUCUAUGCCCGGUGAUGUCUUUGUGCAGAGUAGUGUUGAUCUGGAUCGUUCUCAUCGAAUAGAUAUUCGUGGCUGGGCACUUCUGCGUGAGAUCGAUUUUUGGCAAUUGUUCAUCGUCAUGGGAAUCCUUACUGGUAUCGGCCUGAUGACCAUCAACAACAUUGGGAAUGACGUUAAAGCUCUAUGGCGCCAUUGGGACGAGUCUGUAGAUGAGGCGUAUCUCAUCACAAGGCAGCAGAUGCACGUGUCCAUCUUGUCAGUAUGCAGUUUUGCUGGCAGGCUCCUUAGCGGCGUCGGCUCAGAUUUGAUCAAGCGGCUCAACGGCAGUCGAGUCUGGUGCCUUGUGGCAUCCAGUGCCGUCUUCUUUGUAGCUCAAGUUCUGGCUCUCCACGUCAUUAACCCUCACUUGCUUGGAUUGGUCUCUGGUCUUUCUGGCAUUGCGUACGGCUUCCUUUUUGGAGUAUUCCCCUCCAUCGUAGCCGAAACGUUUGGAAUCCACGGGCUCAGCCAAAACUGGGGUUUGAUGACGCUAUCACCUGUUGUCUCGGGUAACGUGUUCAACAUUUUCUAUGGAAAGAUCUACGACAAGCAUAGUGUUUUGGGACCGGAUGGCGAGCGUGUUUGUCACGAAGGGCUAGAAUGCUAUCGCGCAGCAUACCUGAUGACACUCGGGGCAUGCUCUGUUGGUCUGAUCCUUACGCUAUGGGUUAUCUACCACCAGCGACUUAAAUGGGCCAAGGAAGAAAAGAGCAAGGCUGAACAGGUCGACUGA
This is a messenger RNA of Colletotrichum graminicola M1.001, 1662 nucleotides long. Its product is annotated as major facilitator superfamily transporter. Gene Ontology annotation, cellular component: membrane. Bases 1 to 1662 code for a protein of 553 amino acids. Gene Ontology annotation, molecular function: transmembrane transporter activity. Gene Ontology annotation, biological process: transmembrane transport. NCBI's taxonomy places the organism in Eukaryota, Fungi, Ascomycota, Sordariomycetes, Glomerellales, Glomerellaceae. The transcript has 4 exons. The record is from RefSeq and is a predicted model, not a curated record.